AAUGGAGGUACCUCUGUACCGCGGUUCCUUAGCCUGUUUUGCAUAACCCGGCCCUGUCCUCUCUUCCCAGAUCCCAUCCCCUUUCCUUGCUUCAUCGUCACCCUCGACAGGCGGAUUUCGUUGCUUGGAGACGGCCAGCGUAUGAGUGCCUUCAUCCGCCACCCCCCGUCCGCAUCGACAGGCCUGUCCUCGAUUCGUCGCCGUCUCACGUCUGGAGGGUCGGUUCAGGCGCCGUGGCGCCCGCCCUUCGUCUUCUCCCUUUCCCUGGAUUCCUGGGCUUCGCUGCCGCUGGCUUGUGGCGGUUGUUUUGCUUCGUUUUGGUUUUCUCACUCUCUUUCCUCCCUCUCUGCACCCUAUUCGGCAGGCCAAUCGACACCAGGUGUGGUUGAUGGACUUGCGGUAGUUCCCUUCGUUCCUUUCUUCCUGUUCUCCUUCAUCCUUCCCUUCCCUACGUGCUUUAAUUUUAGGGACUUUGACAGUUCCAGUUCUAUUCUCUCCUGCUUGAGACAUUUGUCAAUUUACUUGGGAAUCUCUUUCAGCCCGUCCGCUCGCUCCGCCGUCUGCUUAUUUCCUGAAUCUGGGCUGGUCCUCCGUAAACACAAUCUAUUAUUUACGCGGCAAGACAAAUCCCUACGCCGGUUCCACGCUGCAGGUACCAGAGAGUGCUUGUCAAUUCCCCGAGGGACCGAAAUCGAUUUGUCGAGAGCUGCCGUAUCCGAAACCUAGACCACAUACCAUCGAGGUGACAGACGCGUUAUUCGUCACCAACCAAUUUCCCCCUUAUCGUCGACGCGAUUCUCUUGUGUCCUGUUUAGAUAUCCUCCUACUUGGUCGGCCUGUAUUCGACCGCUGGGCUUUAACCUAGAG
Molecule: messenger RNA, 867 nt
Organism: Durotheca rogersii
Lineage: Eukaryota; Fungi; Ascomycota; Sordariomycetes; Xylariales; Xylariaceae
Exons: 2
Coding region: 142-726 (194 amino acids)
Source: RefSeq, a predicted model, not a curated record